CUGCUUAAAACGACAGCUUCCAAUCUUGGUCGUUGUGGACUUUAUUCAUCCCAAAUCCCAAUCCCAAAAGAGAAUGAGAUGGUGGCGGCGCCGUAGACAAUGAGAACAGCACAUUGCGAUUUCACCCAGAAGCUCCUUCCCUUCAACACCGCCCUCACCAAAUUUCCCCUUCAACGCACGCAACCCUUCUUUCUCCAGCCCCAUCGCAUGGCGGAACCCUCGCGAGCCGCAAAUACGCCCGUGCCGCACCCAAUCCAACCCAAACCCCACGCCCUUGUUGAUGACAACAAUCCCAAUCCGCCGAAGGAGAUUCCGCCGCCACCGGAGAAGCCGGAGCCCGGCGAUUGUUGCGGAAGCGGCUGCGUCCGAUGCGUUUGGGAUAUAUAUUAUGAGGAACUCGAACAAUAUAAUAAUCUCUACAAACAGAACGAUCCAAGCCCCAAACCUUCUUCAUAGUCUUCAGCAGCGCCUGGGUUAGUGUUAUUCAUUGGUUGUAUCCUCAAUUUUGUGGAAGCUCGAAUAUUUUACAGUCCCCCUUUCUAUGAAAAAGGAACCAAAUAUUUUAUCGUGUAUGUCGACUUGUAUUAUAAGAAACUUUUUUUAAUACCAGGAUUCAAUUGCACUUCUCAAGCAUUCCUCAAAAUGGAUUUUACUUUGAGGAUAACAUGUGUUAAAUGACCGGACUUUUAUGGAACUAUCAAUUAGCAAUGGAUUAUACAUGGAAAUAUCUGUGACAA
Vigna angularis (adzuki bean) is the source of this 737-nucleotide messenger RNA. RefSeq lists its product as uncharacterized. The transcript has a single exon. NCBI's taxonomy places the organism in Eukaryota, Viridiplantae, Streptophyta, Magnoliopsida, Fabales, Fabaceae. The coding region runs from base 100 to 456 and encodes 118 amino acids. The record is from RefSeq and is a predicted model, not a curated record.